This is a messenger RNA of Linum tenue, 720 nucleotides long. The record is from the annotation of a GenBank genome assembly. Lineage: Eukaryota; Viridiplantae; Streptophyta; Magnoliopsida; Malpighiales; Linaceae.
UUGCCGCGUUUUCGAUUGCUUCAAGGACUUGCUCCUGGUGGGAUUCGAGGACUGCAGCGACUACGAACUCCACGGGACAUUCUUCGUCUGCAACCCCCGUUCACGAAGCAGUGGGUUUGCCUCCCUUUAGCGCCCAAAAGGUUUGGGGAUUGGUAUUGUUGUCUCACGAGACUGGUGUGCCUGCCCUGCAACUCUGUUUCUCUGGAUUUGGGCGACGGCGGUGAUGUGUACCGAUUUCGCGUGGUGCGUUUGUACAGCGAUCGGGUGGAUGUGUUCUGUUCGGAAUCUGGAAUCUGGACCUCGACGCCUACUGAACGGUUUGGCCGAUUCCCGCCCAGGGACGAAGCUGUAGCUUCGCACAACGGGAGGUUGUAUUGGAAGAAUUGGGACGGGAAAUUGGUCGAGUGGAAUCCUUUCGGCCCAUCACUGGAUGACGCAAACACUGCUUUGAUUGACGCUCCUGAGGCCGGCUCUUACCACCGCUCGUCAAUUUACACCUCUCAGGGUUGCUUGCACAUGAUCUCCUCGGAUUCCCCGGAUGCAUUCAGCGUUUGGAGAUGGGAGGAAGAAGAAGAAGAAGAAGAAGAAGAAGAAGAAGAAGAAGAAGGAGACCGGAACAGGGGUUGGAGGAGAAGUUACAGAGCGUUGUUAGGCACCAAUGCCGAUUCCUUUUUCAUGCCAAUUAGAUUGAGAGUGUUCGUCAGGAAAGUUAAAACUUAA